Solanum lycopersicum (tomato) is the source of this 993-nucleotide messenger RNA. RefSeq lists its product as uncharacterized. Gene Ontology annotation, molecular function: catalytic activity. The record is from RefSeq and is a predicted model, not a curated record. NCBI's taxonomy places the organism in Eukaryota, Viridiplantae, Streptophyta, Magnoliopsida, Solanales, Solanaceae.
AUGAAUAAGAGAUAUAAGCAGAAGGAAAUAAAGAAGUGUUUACAGAAUAAUAAAGUUACUUUGGCUGGCUUAAUUGAAACUAGAGUUAAAGAGAACAAUACUAGGACAACAAUUAAUAACAUAGCUGCAGGAUGGAACUGUUUGAACAACUACAAAGAUGCAGUAAAUGGGAGAAUAUGGAUUAUAUGGGAUGAUAGCUGGUAUGAGGUUAAGCUGAUUACAAGUGCAACUCAGAUGAUACAUUGUUAUAUACAAGAAAGAAGCAAAGGAUUCCAAUUUCAUCUCACAGUUGUGUAUGGAUUUAAUACCAUUGAGCAAAGAAAGAGUUUGUGGAGUGAUAUGAUCCAGAUAGGACAAAAUGUUAACCACCCUUGGAUUAUUGUAGGAGAUUUUAAUGCUAUGUUGUCUCCCAAAGAUAGGUUAGCUGGAGUUCCUGUCAAUGAGAAUGAGAUAAAAGAUUUCUCAAAUUGUGUCAAGGUCAUGGGUCUUAAUGAGGUGCAAUGGAAAGGUAAUUACUAUACAUGGAACAACAAGCAGAGUGGUAAUAAAAGGAUCUCAAGAAGGAUUGAUAGAGCUUUUGGGAAUGAGGAUUGGAUGGAUAAAUGGGGGCAUGUCAUACUAGAAUAUGGCAAUCCAGGGGUCUCAGAUCAUAGUCCAAUGCAUUUGAUACUUCAUCAAACUUACCAGCAAGAGAAAGGAAAGGACUCAAUGAAGAUGGUGUGGAACAAACUGAAGGCCCUUCAACAUGUCCUAAAGCAGUUGAAUAAUAGAGAAUUCAAAUACAUUAACAAACAGAUUGAAGAAGCUAGAAAUGAGCUUGCAGAAGUGCAGAAUCAACUCAGUAAUCAAGCUAAAGAUGAUUUGAUAGGUAAAGAAAAGGAAAUCCUUACAAAGCUUGAAAAAUGGUCUAUGUUAGAAGAAAAUGCACUCAGGCAAAAAGCAAGAGCAAUGUGGAUUAAGUUGGGAGAUGCAAACAAUAAAUAUUUUAGCUAA